Molecule: messenger RNA, 1173 nt
Organism: Aspergillus alliaceus
Lineage: Eukaryota; Fungi; Ascomycota; Eurotiomycetes; Eurotiales; Aspergillaceae
Exons: 3
Coding region: 204-968 (254 amino acids)
Source: RefSeq, a predicted model, not a curated record
UUUCACUUCUUUCACAACUCAGGUGCCCGUCUUCCUCGCUGCCUGCUGUCCGCACUUUGGCCUCUCAACUCGUCCAUUUAUUUCCCCAAAGUGUGCUUUUUGUUUUCGUAGCCAAUACAGGUUCGUCCCCUUGAAACUUUUAGUCCGUUAUCGAUCCCCCUAUUCCCCGGUUGCUGACCUCCGCAUAUUUGCCUCUCAGCAUCAUGCGCUUUAUCCAGCUUCUCCCCCUCCUCCCAGCGCUUGCUGUGGCGCAAGAGCAGGCUCCCCUCGCGGACCGCGUCCAGGGUUGGUUUAACAAGGCCAAGUCGUAUUUGCCAACGGCAACCCCGGUGAUCCCUGCCGUUGAAAAGGUGGUCGAACAGAAGAAGAUUCAGGAAAAGACCGUCACCCCAUUCAACCUGACUAACUGGCAAUCCAUCCUGGCGCCAUCCGAUGAGCCCCAGGACUGGCUUCUUUUUAUCACUGGUGGGAACAAGACAUGCUUUGGACGUUGUGCUCAAGCAGAGAAAUCGUUCAAUGAAUCCGUUCUUUUAUUCUCUGCUGACCCGACCUCGCCCAAUCUUGGAUACCUGAACUGUGAAUCGAACCAGGUCCUCUGCUCCGCCUGGUCUGCUGGUGCUCCCUCUGUUUGGUACUUCCAGGUCCCUGCUCAGGUCAGCGAGCAACGCCCUGCCACUACUCUCCACACUGUGUAUCUGAACUCGACAACUGUGACCCCCGGGACAAUUUACAAGGUUCACUCCGAGAAGACCUAUGAGAACAAGCCCGCCUACGAAGGCCCCUUCCACCCUACCGAAGGCUGGCUUGCGCAGAAUGGACUCCUGGUCCCUGCUGGCUAUGUUAUCUACGCUUUCAGCGCCAUCCCAAGCUGGCUCUUCAUGAUCUUUAUCAGCUUCUUCAGCAGGACUAUGAUGAGCCGCCGCGUCGGAAACACAGGAGCUCCGGCCCCAGCUGCUCGUUCUAAUUAAACAUUGCUGUUCAUGAGGAUGAUGCUUGCUUCAAUGUUUCAUGAUCAGGGAUGUGUAUAUAAUGAAUUAGCGGUAUCUAAGAGAAACUUGGAUAACUUUGGGCCUUGAUCACAUUAUCUAUCUAUUCUAACACAACCUUGCUCUCUUACAAACAUGUAAUAAAAAUUGAAACAAAUUAGAGCUAUAGUUAAUCAUUCUUUCUUCC